GGUGGAGCAGAAAAGGUGAAGUACAUGAGGAGCGAGGCCCGAGCGCGCGCGGAGCAGAGGAGAAAAAAAGAAACCACAGGGAGCUCGCGGGGCCUCCCUCGCGGAGCCUCUGGACAGCCCCGUGAACGAGGCGACAAAAUAAAGUCACGUGAUCCAAAAUGGGCAGUCCUCUGACGGGGCUGAAAAAAGCCAUUUUCUGGCGCUGCUGCAAAUUCUAACCCAACAAGUCACCUGGACCCCCGGCCGGCGGCGGAGUCGAGCGUAUAUGUCCCCGAAAGAUGGAUAAGAUGCAGCCGAACCGGGUGAAGAUCACAGAGCUGAACCCGCACCUCACGUGCCCGCUGUGCGCCGGAUACCUGAUCGAUGCCACCACCAUCGUGGAGUGUCUGCACUCCUUUUGUAAAACGUGCAUCGUUACCUUCCUGGAGACGAACAAGUUCUGCCCUCGAUGUGACAUCCAGGUCCAGAAGUCGUGUCCACAGCUCAGCAUCAGAGCCGACAAAACUCUACAAGACAUAGUUUAUAAGCUCGUUCCGGGCCUCUUCAAAGACGAGAUGAAGCGGCGGCGGGACUUCUAUGCAGAGAAUCGCGUGCUGGAACCAGGGGAGGUGGUGGAGACCUUCAACAUCGCAGAGGAUGAAAUCAUCAGUCUGUCCAUACAGUUCUAUGAGAGGAACAAAAAUAACGAGAGGCAGCGGUCGGAGACAGAAGGAGACAAGGCUAACGGGAAACGCUUCCUGCAGUGCCCGGCAGCCAUGUCCGUCAUGCACUUAGCGAAGUUCCUGAGGAGCAAGAUGGACAUCCCCAACAACUACAGGGUGGAGGUGUUGUACGGAGACGAACCCUUAAAGGACUACUACACACUAAUGGACAUCGCCUAUUUCUACGAGUGGAGACGAACAGGACCCAUCCCGCUGCAGUAUCUGGUAAAGCCGGCCCGCAAGCGCCGGAGGCCGUCCCAGACGACGACCCAGGGCCACUCCGACGGCAUCAACACCAGCCCCACGUCAGAGAGCGACUCCCACAGCGACAAAGUCCACAGCCCCGCCGCCGCCGCUCAGACGCCCAGAGCUUCCACCCAGUCCAGCCCUGCCUCCCACACCCCGUCGCCGGCCAUCCAAAGCCCCAACGGUACCACUGUGCCCAACAACACUCAGCGACACACUCACACCUCCAAACAGGGUUCAGGCUCUCGCAAGGUGACUGUGAACGGCACGAGCUCGGGGGCGGGAAAAGAGGAGGCGAGGGGAGGCGACAAAAGCGGGUUGCUGCCGGCGACCUAACGGUGAGCGGGGGGGGCGGACAGUGUUGGAGGAGGCGCGAGCCUGAAUCCUUCUGGACUAACGGGAGGAAGAUUACUGUUAUCUUUCAGCUGGAAAGACGGGCAAGUGCAGCCAAAUGGACACUUGUAUGUAUGUGUGUGUUUGUGUGGUAGACUAGAACCGUGCACACAUACCAACUGUACAGUAUGUAUCAAAUGUGAGCAUGUGUGCAAACAUAUGUAUAAACUUAUCUUUUAUACAAGAUAUUGUAAUCGUUUUGUAUUGUAUAUGCAGUUGGUCCGGUUCAUUUCUACAGACUGUUCUGGUUUCCUUUUACGAGACAAAAAGCCUGAUGGGAUAUUUUUCUUUUCAAGUGAAACGGCGGGAAGUAUUUCAAAGAAUGUUUGUGUACUUGUUAGCAAGCAGCUAAAUCCUUUAAAAUGUCUGUUUGAGGAUGCAGAUUUUCUCGCUAUUGCUCUCAAAUAAUUUAUUUUCUUAGUUGUUUUUUUUUCCAAGUUUGUGCAACUUGUUUCCUUAAGCAACAUUGCAGUGACCCAAUCAAGAAAAUGACUCAAAAAAUUCAAAAUGGCGGAACAAAAACAUAUAUUUUUUAACUUUGAUUUAAAUGUUCAAAACUGGUUUAAUGUUUUGAAUAUGUGGCUCACUUAAACUCUUUUUUUUCACUUGGAUUGAAGCAGUUUGGCACAAAACUACUAGGCUAAUGCUAAUGGGACAGCACAAAAAGACUUGCUAUUUAAAUCCAAUGUAGUAGUAAAACGCAACUGUACUCUGCAUCAUAACGGUUUGCUCAAGCAUUUAUUACUUUUUCUAUUUUUUUAUUUUCAAACUACUGGACUAGCAGGAUCUUUACACCUUUGCAUUCUCCAUACAGUAGUAGUAGCGCAUACAAAAAAAAAGGCUAGGCUACGCUAUAAUUAAGGGGAAAGGACAAAGCUAAUUUUUCACAAGCUAAAACAAAUAUAAAUGUUUAAAAAAAUGCUAUAUUACCAUUUCUUUUAUACCAUAGUAGUUUUGCAUGAUGGUAAAAUUGCCUGCUCACGUUUUUUUUUUCUUUUGUUUGUUUUACUUCAUGUGCUAGGCUAACAACUAGCUAAGUUAACAACUUCUCCAAGCAAAAAGGAGUCAAAGUGAAACAACAUUUUGAAAAUAACUAAAUUGUCCCCUAUUUUUUCACUGUAAGACUUAAAAAUAUUUUUUAUUUAUUUUUAUCCAAGAUUAAACUAAUCCAUAAGGCAAAGAGGAGCACAUUUUUUUGUUAUUUUAACCAUUUUUUUUAGCUAGUGUUACCACUCAUGUUUUAGCCAAAUGCUUUUUGAUUUUUAUGACAUAAAGUAUGCAACUCACAAUAAGGAGUGGAUUUAAGUAGUUUAGCUUCGAAGCUAGGCUAAUGCUAAUCGGAGUACUCGAAAAAAUGAAAAUUCCUGCCAUUUAAAUCAAACAUAGUGGCUUAAACCAUCUUUUUUACAUUUUCUGAAUUUACAGCAGUAAGGCAACCAUUAACGCCUUAGCAUUAUUUGUUAGCGCUAGCUAUUCGUGUUUUGAUGCAAAAGUGACUAAAUCAACUAGGCAAGAAAAUCCUUUACCUGUAGAGUGCUAAAUUUUUUUCUUUUUUUUUCUUUGUCGUGAAAUUCUCUGUCACAGAUGGUACGCGUUGGAACAUGUUCCUGGUAAAAACGAGGUUAAUAUUGUCACUGCGAACUUUGUGGACUAACUCCAUGUAAGUUAGAAGCUAAAGUGACUGAAACAUCACACAAAAUUACUGGAGCUCCUUGUAAAAAAAGAAAAAUAACAUAAAAUUUGCACAAACCUCUUUUCUUUUUAAGCUAGGCUAUUUAAAAUAGGCACAAUUUUUUUUUUUGGUUUGUUUGCUUUUUUCCGCUACCUAAACUAUUUCUCAAAGUUGCACAUUUCAGCUGUAACUGUUGUAGAAAAUGUAGCACUAACCACAUUACCAAAAGUAGAUUUUGUCAGAGUAAGUCUGUUUUGGUUUAUAAAGUAAAAAUGCUGAGAUUUUUUUGGUUUCAGACUCCUCAGACGUACUUCUCACAGCUUCACUUGAAAACCAAAAUAUCCUAAAGGCUUCAUAGCGUGGCUCACUACGCUGGCUGAAUGUAAAGGAAACCAGGAAGUAGUCUUUGCCUUUAAACAGUCCCUUUCCAAAAUGCUGUUUAAGUGUCUGAUUUAAGCAACAACUCAUCAGGUGACAUGUUUUGUUAUUAAAACCAUUGAUGCACUUUUUUUAAGGCCCCGACACGGAAACCAACAAGUAUUUUCCAGCAGGAGAAGCUUUUUUUUUGUUUUGUUUUCUUUCUUUUUUGAAGUACAAGCACUACCACGCUCUCCAGUAAACCGUUUUCUUGUUCUCAUGCCGUUAAAAGAACUCUAAAAGGAUUUAAACAUUUUCACCACGUUUGUUGUUCCAUCGGUUUCAACAUUCCUCAUGUUGCUUUUCAGCAGACAAUACUUUUUAAAUCAGCCAUAUGUGCAUGUUUAGGUCAAUAAAGUUUUUACUUAACAUGUUG
This is a messenger RNA of Oryzias melastigma (Indian medaka), 3805 nucleotides long. RefSeq names its product polycomb group RING finger protein 2. Gene Ontology annotation, cellular component: PRC1 complex. Gene Ontology annotation, biological process: negative regulation of transcription by RNA polymerase II. Lineage: Eukaryota; Metazoa; Chordata; Actinopteri; Beloniformes; Adrianichthyidae. The record is from RefSeq and is a predicted model, not a curated record. The coding region runs from base 279 to 1283 and encodes 334 amino acids. The transcript is spliced from 9 exons. Gene Ontology annotation, molecular function: promoter-specific chromatin binding.